AUGAUUGGACGUGCAGGUCGUCCACAAUACGACACAUCAGCGGUCGCUGUUGUUUUUGUACAAGAUGUAAAAAAGAAUUUUUACAAACGUUUUUUAUAUGAACCUUUCCCUGUUGAAUCAAAUUUACUUCCAGUUUUACCUAAUCAUGUAAGUGCUGAAAUAUGUUCAGGUUCAAUAGUUAAUCGUCAACAGAUUGUUGAAUAUUUGGCUGGAACAUAUCUUUAUAGACGAUUAUUUGCUAAUCCAGCCUAUUACGGCAUUGAACAAUUAAAUAAUAAAGAGUUAACAACAUUUUUGAGCACAACAGUAGAUUCUUGUUUAGUAGAACUUUGUGCUUCAUAUUGCAUUCUUCCUGAUUUGGAAAAUGAUGGUUAUAUCCAUUCUACCCCUUUUGGACGUAUUGCAAGUCGUUAUUAUUUGGAGCAUCGAACAAUUCGACAUUUUAAAGAAAGAAUAUGUCCAGGAAUGAGUGUUGAACAACUUUUGCUUUGUUUAACGGAGUGUCCAGAAUAUGAAGAAAUUCCUGUGAGACAUAAUGAGGACCAAAUUAACAGAGAGAUUCAAGCAUUUCUUCCAAUUAAACUUGAAGUUUCCAAUUGGGAGUCAUCACAUGUAAAGACUCAUUUAUUGUAUCAAGCACACUUUUCGCGUAUGCACCUUCCAGUAGAUUAUAUUACUGAUCAACGUUCUAUUAUUGAAUCUUGUAUUCGUAUUUUACAGGCAAUGUUCGAUUUUUGUGUAGAAAUGCAUUUAUUAAAUACAACAUUAAAUGUUUUAAUUUUACAACAACAAAUAUUUCAAGCACGUUGGUAUACAGAUCAUCCUCUUCUUUGUUUACCUCAUUUAAGUGCCCAUUCAAUUGACGGAAUUGGUCCAUUAUGUUCCAUUCCACAAAUUAAAGAACGUCUUGGAAUUUAUAAAUUAAAUAAUGGACAGAAAUUGACUAAAAAAGAAGAGAAGCGAAUUAUAACAGAAUUGUGUUCUAAAAGUAUUUUAAGCGAAAAAGAAGCUGACGAGCACUUUUACAAUGGCCAAUACUCUCUUUAGAGCAGAUUUAUCUUCUCCCUCAACAAAAAAAGCAACGUCAAAAAUUUGAAGAAAAAUUAAUUAUAAAUGUGGGAAUGGUAAAUGUCCAGUUG
Meloidogyne enterolobii is the source of this 1139-nucleotide messenger RNA. Lineage: Eukaryota; Metazoa; Nematoda; Chromadorea; Rhabditida; Meloidogynidae. The record is from the annotation of a GenBank genome assembly.